This is a messenger RNA of Sphaerulina musiva SO2202, 1114 nucleotides long. RefSeq names its product ribosomal protein 60S. Gene Ontology annotation, molecular function: ribonucleoprotein complex binding; protein kinase activator activity; structural constituent of ribosome. Lineage: Eukaryota; Fungi; Ascomycota; Dothideomycetes; Mycosphaerellales; Mycosphaerellaceae. The transcript is spliced from 3 exons. Gene Ontology annotation, cellular component: cytosolic large ribosomal subunit; ribosome. The record is from RefSeq and is a predicted model, not a curated record. The coding region runs from base 277 to 618 and encodes 113 amino acids. Gene Ontology annotation, biological process: translational elongation; cytoplasmic translation.
UAUAGCUGCUACAGAUGACGCGCUUGUUAGUUUUGAAGUUGAGCAAGAUACAUACUAGAGAGGGAAGACAUCCAACGCUGGGUCACGUUACAGCAGUCAGUCUCAGAUUGGCUGCGAGAAGCGGCUCAUCCCGUCGAUGUGGGGAAUGUCCAUCAGAGCGCCAAGAUUCGCGCACCAGAAAACUCUCACUCACUCGCACACUCUUCGCUUCGUCACCCACCAGCAGAAGACCUUCGCAGAACCAACUGUUGUAGGCAGCACCCGAAAUCUUUCACAAUGUCUACCUCUGAGCUCGCUGUUUCAUACGCCGCCCUCAUCCUCGCCGAUGAGGGUCUGGAGAUUACCGCCGACAAGCUCCAAUCUCUCAUCUCCGCCGCCAAAGUUCCUGACGUCGAGCCCAUCUGGACCACCCUCUUCGCCAAGGCCCUCGAGGGUAAGGAUGUCAAGGACCUCCUGACCAACGUUGGAUCCGGUGGUGGUGCCGCCCCAGCUGCUGCUGGUGGUGCCGCUCCUGCCGCAGGUGGUGACGCUGCUGCUGCCGAUGCUCCAGCUGAGAAGGCCAAGGAGGAGGAGAAGGAGGAGUCCGACGACGACAUGGGCUUCGGUCUCUUCGACUAAGCGGGUCGCUUCAGUCUCGCCGACGAAGAUUCGGGAAUGCAAUCAAUCUCGUUCAGCGAAAGGCACGCGAGUUGGUCUGGCGAGUGCAGGGCAGGGGACUUGGACAACAGCAGUGCCUUUACUGGUAUCUGUUGCUCAGACAUGCAAGGAUGCCAAGCGAUGGGAUAUAUUGUGCGGAGGAAAUGUUCACUCCAGUGCACGUCGUGUGCGUGUCACGUGGAUAUGAGUACCUAUACAAUUAUGCGCAAGCCCAAUCCUGCUGCAAGCCAGCACCCGUGCUUCUGCCUAUUUUCUUUGAAUGCUUUCAAGUUCGUCUUGUCGUUUUCUAUAUGACGAUCGUUGGUCAACUUCAGUCCAUUGAGACCCUUCUGGUCCAGUUGACGGAAGCAAUCUGCACUACAUGUAUUCUACGGCGGACAAGCAUAGGUAGGGAUGCAAUUUUGGAAACUUGAUCCUAGAUGCAUUUCGAUUGUCACGGUCAGCACGGAGAGAACAU